This is a messenger RNA of Daphnia pulicaria, 1833 nucleotides long. RefSeq names its product aquaporin-11-like (gene AQP). NCBI's taxonomy places the organism in Eukaryota, Metazoa, Arthropoda, Branchiopoda, Diplostraca, Daphniidae. Bases 880 to 1662 code for a protein of 260 amino acids. The record is from RefSeq and is a predicted model, not a curated record. Gene Ontology annotation, molecular function: channel activity. The transcript is spliced from 5 exons. Gene Ontology annotation, cellular component: cytoplasm.
UUGGUAGUAAAUAAGUUUCAUACUGUAUCUACUUUGUAAUUGAACGCUUGAGUAUUGGAUUGGACAUUGUCGGGAAGCUCAAAACAUAAUUCUACGUUCCCUUUUUAAAAUCGACAAUAUUGUCAUAAAAAUAAUUGAAGUGACUAUUUCUGUUUUUAUUAUUUUCGCCCGUUUACGAACAUUUGAUCAUAUUUGCACGGGACUUUUAUUUUUUUUACGUGUUAACAAAUCGGAAGUAGGACACUAAAAAUGAGUUUCCUUUUUUGGCAUCACUCCUAUCAACUGAAUUCCCGCUUGAUUUUUAUUUUUUUUUUUAUACGAAUUGGGUUGAGGUGUACGGUUUGGGUGUGACUGUGAUCCGGAUAAUGCAACACAUUUUUUUUGUGAAUUAUCUCGCCCGCCUCCCCUCGAAUAGUUAAAUACCUAACCGAAUCUCGACGAAAUGAAACUGUGAAUGUAGAAGAAUUCCCCAAGUUGUUAACCAAUAGCAAGCGAAUUAAAUUUUUAGAAAUCACUCCGAAGGUAAUAACAUUCUAAUAGUACUAGUAUUUACUAUUAAGUAGCCUUUCGAAUAAAAAUCUUUCAGGGAUGAUGGCGUGCCGCGUUCAAAAUCGAAGUACAAGAUACGUAGCACAAAAAAAAGUAAAAUUAAAAUGGGAUGUGGAGCACGAACUCGUAGCGUAGAGUCGGAGUGUAGAGACUAGCUAGCAGCUUAGGUCCUAAAUUUAACUAUCCUAGUACAGGCAGUCUCAAAAAUAGGUUUUCUUUUGGAUCAGUCGUGAGACACUGUUUGAUGUGCACACAUUUGCGGUCCGUAUUUUGUAGGCUAAUAUUGCGAGAGAAAACCUCUUUUUACGUUGUACAACGCAAACUUGCGAUAUGGCUGCAGCUUUGAUAGCCUCUUGUCUGUUGAUUGCAGCUUCCUGCCUAUCAUCCGAACUGUUACGCAUCAUCAUUAAUAAAAAUGUCGAGACUCCCUUAUCCAAACUUCUAUGUCUGGAAUUUAUUGCUUCAGCCGAGCUUUGUGCCGUUUGUUUUGAGUUGAUUGUGGUUGCGGAGGAGUACGGAAUUUGGAUGUAUGCCCUGGUUCUGUUUCUUCUUACUCUGUGGUGGGCAGCUCAUUGGGGUGAUGCGUCCGCUUGUCCUUAUAUUCAUCUUGAAGCGUAUCUCGAUGGUUCUAUCCAUUUCAGUCAAGCUUUCCUUGCUUCUUUGGCAGAAAUAGCCGGAGGAUUAGCUAUUUACAAAUACGUACAAUAUACAUGGGAUUUAGAAUUAUCUGGCCACAUAAAUAGAUCAGUCUGGGACUGCGACGCAGACCUACACGUUCCAGCAUUUCAGGGAGCUUUGAUCGAAGGUGUGGCAACUUUUCUGUGUCGAAUUGUGUCAAAGCUUAUCGCUGAGAUUGAACCGCGGUUUGGAGGUGUUCUCGAUGCAUUUAUUGGAACUUCUUUAGUUGUAGCAGCUUGUGACUAUUCUGGUGGAUAUUUCAACCCAGUGUUGGCCACAUCAUUAAAGCUUAACUGUCGCGGUAAUACUGUUGCAGAACACUUUGUCGUCUACUGGAUUGGUUCGAUUGCUGGAUCAGUCGUUUCAUGGCGGGUUUAUCCUUUCAUUAAAGAAAAUCUAUUUCCUAAACCAUCGACAAAUAAAAAAGACCAAUAGAAAAAAAGCAAUGUGUCUCCGGACUGGAAAAAAGUGUAUUUAAUAGAUGAAAAUUGACAGGAAACUAAUAAGGAAUUUUCAAAAAUUAAAAUAAAAAAGAAGUUUACAUCCCGAAAUUACGACUUUUCGCUUUGGAACUCUUCCGUCAAUAAAUUAUGUCAUGGUCUCUCA